UGGGACGUUGUUUUCAAGAUGGUGAACGCGCCGGGCUUUGAUCGAUAAAGUUUUGCUGAAAACAAAAGUUAGAAUACUUGAGGUGUUUAUGUACAAGUUUUUAAAGUGUCUAAAUAAUUUGAAAUCCUUAUAAGAUCAUGGGAAAGAAACACAAAAGCAAGAAACAUCACAAGAAAGGCACUGAUAUCGCUGAAGGUAACAGAAGUAGUGUUUGCAGGCUUUUGUAAUCGCGUGAUUGUUCUCCUCUGUCUAAAUUAUCCGACAUGAAUUAUUUUGAGUUGUAAAUUGAGUGAUUCUCCUGUCCGCAGACAUGCCUGGGAGAUCCGAGAAAGCUGAGAAAGGGGAGAAACCAAUUAAACUUGUGCUUAAAGUUGGAAGUAAUCAAGAGAAAGUUUCUGCUAAAUCGGACACUCCAAGUUCGACAAGCAGGCCUGCAGGAAACGUUGACAGAACGAAGUCUAAAGAUCAUUCUUCGAAAAAGAAAAAGAAGAAGAGAUCGGCAUCCAGAGAAAGAAAGAAACCCAAGUUUGAUCCCGGAUCUAGCGUGAGUAGUAGGAAGUAAUGUCUUCAUGAUCGCAUGUUAAUUCAUUGUUUGGGCUUUCAUUUGAUACUUUUAGCACAGGUAAACCACCCUCCGUUCUUGUGGCCGUUGUUGUUAAUCUGAUCAUCGAUCUUUUUUGCUUCAUACGACAGCGAGGGCUGGUCCCAUUAAUGUUGUCCGUCAUAAAGUGAGUUGCGUGAGUGUAAGGUGACAUUUUGAUCACUCAGUGCCAGUCUUUUUGAAAAUUUUACAGCGUUACACCCCUACUCGACCUUCUGUUAUUAGUGCCCCCCUUCCCCUUCCUGGGUUAAGCACCCUUCUCAUGCCCGAAACCAAUAUUCUUAGUGGUUUUGUAAUGCAUGAUGAAGCUCUUAGAACAUCUGUGUGGGAGGCUGACAAAAAAAAAAAAAUCAAACUAAAGGUUUUGUUGUCGUUUUGAUGUGUACGAUUUUAGGCUUGUGCUUCACCAUCGUCUGUUAGCAGCCAUGAAAAAUCCAAGAAAAAAAGAGACCGGCAUGAAUUUGAAGCAGAAAGUAACAGCAUGGCUGACACUGAAAGACCAAUCAAGAAAAUUUACAUCAAGCCUAUAGAGCCUCCAGUCAGGUAAAAUAAAGUCUUUGAGUUACACUGUAGCAUGGUCUGUAAAUAGAGAGGAGAGGAAAAAUCACAUUACCAUGGUAGCACAAUGCUUGGACCUCAACAGUCUAUCUUGACAGAGACGGCCAUUUGCAUUGUCGAAUGAUGAAAGAAAACUAUGGGAGCUACAUUUUGUUCCUGAGAGCAAUCAUGCACAAGAAAGUCAUACAUGUGCAUGUCAAUUUUUUUUUGUGUCAUAUUUGCAGGACCACUGGUGCUACCAUGGCUUCAUGGAGUACUGACUCUAAAUAAACAAAAGUCUUAUUCAAAACUGGAAACUAAAUUAGUAUGAGAUACAUGUACAUUAGAAGUGUUGUGAGGUGGCCAAGAUAUUGGCUAUUUUAUAAUAGUUUGUUUUUUAAGUGUUAUGAGACUGGGCGGAAGGAUUCAAUUGUGACUCAUUUACUUUUACAUUGCAUCAAUAAAGAAAGUAAAGGAAUUUUUAGCUCAGUAAGUGAAUGACCUGAAAGAUGUGAAAGAUGUUACUUGCCAAUUAUGUCAUUAUUUUUUCGCAUUCACUUAUUUUAUUUCACAUUCAUUUAGUUUAAUAUAAGCUUAAAAUUUGCGUUCUUUCUUUAGUCCAUACAGUACACUCUUGAUAUAGCUGAUCCUACAUUGUGUAUCAGUAUGCAGAGAUUAUGUAAACCUAUUAUGUUAGCUUGCACCCUUUUAGUCUCUCUGUAACUUAGUGGUUAGAGCACUCGCUUGAUGUUUUGGAGGUCAUCUGUUUAAAUCCUGUCAUGGACUCAAGAUUUUUGUUUGUCCCAUGCUCCUCCAUGGUAGACUCACUUGUUGUUUUGUUUUUUUUUUUUUCCAUUUUUGUUCCCCAGAAACAGCCCAGAAUCUAGAAAACUUGGUGGUAAGUACAGUUAUGUAUCUUUGACAUUUUGUUAUAGGGAUCCAUAUUCAUUUUUUCACAGAGUUGUCAGCCGGGCAAGUAAGCCUGAUGGCAUACUUGCCCGGUUACAAUUUGGGUUGCCAAUACAAAAGGGCAGCAUAAUUUAUAAUAAUUAUUAUAGAAGAAUGGUGAAAGAAAUUCUGUUCAACUUGGACCAUUUCUGAUUAGCAUUUUAUUUCUGUCUACUUAUAGUUACCAAGAAACGGUUUUAACUAAACUGUUAUGUACAUUAACAGGCUACAGGCCUAGGUUAAACACAGUUUAUUUACAUUGCAAGCAGUCACGGUUGGUCAGUUUGCCAUGAAGGCAAGACAGUAUGCUAACGUUUUCCCCCAUAUAAGCCAGCAGUUCCUGCAUCAACCUUUUUUUCAGUCAAAGGCAGAGAAACAUCUUCUAAAAAAUGUCACAUCUUGAUGCGUAUGAGGCACCGGCUUCUGCUUCACCUUUUUGUCCACUGAAGACAACAAAAUGCCUUCUAAAACACACCAUAAUCUUGAUGAGUGCUGUCACGUUUUCUACGAAUGGCCUCUGAAUGCAGUACUUCACGAAAAACUGAGCCUGUGAUCAUUUCGUAGAAAAUACUGCACCAUCAAAGAUGGCGCCCAAACUUACGAUUUCAUUGCAGACGAAGGCUCCUAAAGUUAUUCACCAUUAUUCUAAAAGUUUUAAGUGGAUGACAAGUAAGCAGAAAACAGGGAAAAUGUAUAAAAUGAAAAUAAGAAUUCUUGAAAAGGUGUUGUGGUUGAGCAAAACCUCACUCGUCUGUACGAGAUUGUAGUCAUCUGGGACGACUGGACGACUGGGAAUAUGGAUCCCUGUUGUUGUUAUGACUGUAAUUUAUUGCCUAGGAGUGUUACAUUGAUUUGCAUGUGAAGUCAUGUUAUUUGGGGGUCAACUCUUUUGGGUUUAUUGCAGGUUACUUAAAGGAGCCAGAGUUAUCGCCUUUGCAAUUGUGUUUGGAAAAUGUGCAUCGUACUCUUCAAAGGUCAGGCAUAGUGCUAAUAAACAUAGAAUUGACACUAUUAAAAAUAGCUGCAAUAAAAUAAAGCACUGUAUUUCCCAUUCAAAUUGGUAAAUUUAUUACUUCAGGGUGCAACGAAAGUCAUUUUUAAAGCUUGCCAUUUGGGCAAGCUGAAGGUACAUGUAGAAUAUAUACUAGCCCAAACGUCAUUUCAACUAGCUCCAAAAACUUUUUGAUGAGCAGAAUUGAUUUCACAGUUCUUCUGUAAUUUGAAUUCCUCAAAAAACUUCACUUGCACAUUGGGCAAGUUAAGAACAAAAUUCACCAGCCCUGGGCUAUCAGACACUACUUUCUUUGCUCGCUGAUUGUUUGUUAGUUUGUUUUUUUUAGUGUAAUCAAACAUGACUGUGCAUUCUCCAUAUAUAAUUAUUAACCUUUUUUUACUUGCAGGAGUCCUUUGUAAGCAUGUUCACUGUAUUCCAUUCCCACUUACAGGGCUUCUCAUAUUUCGCGCGGUUGCGGAUCCGCGAAAUUCAGGUAUUUCCGCGAAAUCCCACAAAAUUCCCAAAAAAACGCGAAAUACCGCGAAAUCCACCGGAAAUAAUUAUUUCCAAAUACAUGUCGGCAAAACAUAUUUAAUACUUAUCUUGGCUAUUAGACCUGUUUUAUUCACCUCAAAUGUCCAAAUUUAUCUUGAAACUUCGUCACUGCAACGAGUAAACAACAUCCCAAAACUACCAGGCGUUUUUAGAUGAACGUUGCAAAAAACUAGGCACUAACCAUAAUGUUAAUAGCUUUAGCAUUCGCUCAUUUCUCGAGCGAACUGUUGUUGAAAGAGCAAAUGAUUGUCCUGGUUAAAAAAAAUGUUAACCAAUGCUGGUCAUAUCGACGCAAAAUUGAUCGAUUUUAGCGAAAUUUCCCACCAAAAAUCCAGUGAAAUCGGCUGUUUUUGUUUUUGUUUCCCCCCCAAAUUUCCCGUGAAAUCGGCCGAUUUUUCUGAGAAUUUGCCUCUGAAAAUCCUUCGAAAUUUGACAUUUUUCCGUGAAAAUCCCGCGAAAUCGGCCGAUUUUUCUAUGAAUUUUGACUUUUUUCCUGCAAAAAUACCAGAAAUCGGCCGAUUUUUCCGCGAAUUUUGACUUUCUUCCCGCGAAAUCGGCCGAUUUUUCCGCGAAUUUGCCCUUGAAAAUCCCGCGAAAUUUUGUUUUUUUUCCACGAAAUAUCAGAAGCCCUGCACUUACAUGAUUGUAGUUGUAAUGAAACCUUGCUAGUCAAUAACUAUUGAUUCAGCUUUUAAGAUGAUUAAUCAUAAGUAAGAUUGAAAUAUUCAUGUUAUUAUUUUAACAGAAAGGAUACUCAAGGAUUUUUUGCCUUUCCUGUAAAUGACACUAUUGCGCCAGGAUAUUCCAACAUCAUCAAUCAUCCUAUGGACUUCAGCUUCAUGAAAUACAAGAUUGACUCUAAUGAAUAUCAUUCCUUGGAACAAUUCAGGGUAAUUAAAAUAUAACCUUGUGCCUGAUGCUUUUAUUGGCAGCGCUUACAGUAGUGAUUAAUGAACAUUUUAAAAUGAUUACCCUGUAGGCUAGCUGUCGCUGAAGUUUGCAUUAAUUUAGUAACCUGGAGCUGUCAUGAUGGCCUGUGUACAUAUUUCUAUUUGUCUGCAUGCAGUCUAUGGUCAUGCUGGCCUACCAACUCUACUCUUAACUAACAUUCACUUUAUCUUGGCGAACCAUGCUUGCCCCUCAGAGAACUCUUAAUUAAAACAUGCUAUCCCAAUGGCUCACUCCACCAACCCUGGGCUAUGCAGUGUUCCAGCCAGAAAAUUCUGCUUGAGGGCCAAAGUGGCCCCUACAACCCAUUUUUGGGGGACAGAUAUUUCAAGAAAAGGCCAAUGUACCAGUAUCUCUCUAAUAUGCAAAAGAGAAGAAACAGUUGGAAAGUUAAGGAAAUGAAAAUGGCAGUUUAUUUGAAGCUGACAUGGAGCAUCCCUUUUUAUACACAAUAGAGGAAAUCUUCGGUAAUAAAGUAAACAGUACCACUUCACCGUCAAGAUCUGCCUCUAUUUGCUUCUCCUUCCACUUUUUCGUUAUUUACUGAGAAAAAACUUUCGAUAAACCUCGAAGAUGCGUUUGUCAGGUUUAUUCUUUUUCGAGACAACAUGAUGGAUACCCAUGAGCUCCUGCGAUAUUACAAAAGCCAAGUCGAGGCUCAGUGGUCUCCAGACCACUCACGGUAAAUCAGGUAAACUCAAGAAGAUUCAUCGAUUGAUUUUCAUGUUGUGUACAUAGGUACAGAGUCGUUGUUCUUUACAUUAAAAGUUCUGUUUAACUGGAAAAUUAUUGUACUUGAAGUAACAGAGACCAUUUUAAGCCCAGGGAAUGAAAAAAGGAAAGGGCCAUAAAUGGCCCUUGAACGCGGUUGGGUGGAGCCAUCUCUCAAUCUUUUGCGGGAUUCACGCAACGGCACACUCUGGCUGGAACACUGGGUAUGAGAGCAGACUAAUGCAAAUUAUCCAUUCAAUACACAGUUCAGUAAUGAUGUUAUUAUUAGCAUGAUUACUAAGGUGAUUGUAGAGAAUUGCAAGCUCUGAUUGGUCCAGGAUCAUGUCUGAUGUCCUGCCUUCCAUCUGCGAAUGAACAGCGGCGUUGCAUUCAGAUUUUAGAUGGCAACAAUGUGCUACAUAAAGCUAUCCUUUUUGUUUGCCUACAGGCUACUCUAAAAUCCUUGUUUUAUUUUCAGGAGGAUUUUAAUCUUAUGUGUAACAAUGCCAUGGUUUAUAAUGCACCAGAGACAAUUUACUACAAAGCAGCCAAGAAACUUGUACUAUCAGGAUCAAAGCUUCUGUCUCCUGUGAGUAUGAUUUAAGCAUUAUGUAUUUUAGAUUAAUCAUACCUACAAGAAUAUCUGUCCUUUUAUCAGUUAUCAGCUUUUAAAUCUUAUCAUACAACAUAAACUUGAGCCUGCGAUCAAUUUAAAGCUAACAACUGGUCAGCAAAAAACUUCAAAAAAGACAUGUGACCUUCAUGAGUUAGCAUCUGAGCCCGCGAUAUGGUUUAUGUGACACUGGUCAGCAGAUACGCUGUUUUCACAGCUGGUCUGCUGUCAAUUGACCAUAUUAUGGAUGUCUAUUAUGAAGUUAAACACAGGCUCCAGGUUCCCACACUAGCUAGAAACAAUAUUGUUUCCCUGUAGUGCAGAUGGACAGGUGAACGAUCACGUGAUUACCAAAUUUUGUUAGGUGUGGGGCUCCGCUCACGUGAACUUCACGGAGUUCUGCUAUAAACAUACUCUGUGAAUCUCCACUGAAAACAUUUUCGCAUGCUCAAGGUGGUGGCCUUGUGUCAAAGUUUUAGUAACCGGAAAUAUGCUAUACUUAUAGUAGUCGUGAUGUACACAGAUGGUUGAAUAAAUGAGUUUGUCGACUAAUUUCUUGUUUCUUGAAAGUCUAAUAGACAAUUAAUUUUAUAAUAAGGUGGAACAGGCAAAGCAAUAUCAUUGUACACUGAGUAAUGGAAAAUUUUUGAGGGCAAUGGGAUUUUCGUCUCUCACUUAGUAAUUCCAAAGAUAGAGAUUUCUUCAAUUUGGACACGCUGGUGUUAUAAUCACGAUCAUGUUUGAUAAAUCCCACUGCACAACUAUGGACUGCUUCUAGUUUCUCCACUUGAUUCUGUCUAUAAGGAUCCCAUAAUGCAGUCACAUACUCUAGAUGUGGCAUGACAAGUGAUACAUAUGCUGCUCGUUUGGUUUCCACUGAGCAGGCGCACAAGUUCCUUUUCACAAACGCAAGUAUAGAAUUCCCCUUUUUUGCAAUCUUGUCCACAUGAGAGUUCCACUGUAAAUCGCUGGACAGCAAAACACCUAAAUAGGGAUUUUGCUGGACAGCUACCAGGGUUUGGUUGUGAAGGGAGUAGUCUUUUACUACUGGGGAUCUACUCCGGUGUGAAGACAUUUUGUAGCAUUUGGUGGGAUUAAACAGCGUCAGCCACCUAUCAGCCCAUAGGCCUAGUUUGACUAGGUCACGCUGUAAAGCCAAGGUGUCAUCAUUAUGAGUGAUUUUGAUACAAUAAAGCAUCAUCAUCAAACAAUCUUGUGUCAUUAAUGAAUAACAAAAACAUUAAUGGACCGAGUACAGUGCCUUGUGGCACCCCCCGAAGUCACUACUGCAGAUUUCGAACAGACACCAUCGACUGUACAGUUAUGACACUCUGUGAUCUCCUAGUGAGCCAUGAUUUAAUCCAUGCAAGGGUACUUCCCUGAAUGCCAUAAAACUGCAAUUUGCUUAUGAGGUGUUGAUGGGGUACUUUAUCGAAUGCUUUACUAAAAUCUAAUAUGAUCAUAUCCAUUUGACCUCCGUGAUCUAACUUCAUAGCCAGGUCUUCAACAGCCAGUAUUAACUGAGUUUCACAUGAAUGAGUUUUCCAAAAUCCAUGUUGGUUCGCAAAUAAGAUGUUAUUGUCGUCAAGAUGAUGCAUGAUGUUCUUAUAGAUGACAUGUUCCAUGAUUUUACAUAACACAGCAGUAAGGGACACAGGUCUAUAAUUACAUGUAUCAUGUUUUUCCCCUUUUUUGAAAACUGGAACUACAUGAACGUUUCUCCAGUCAUUGGGAAGUUGACCUGACUCAUAUGACUGGGUGAAAAGGAAAGUAACAACUUCAGCUAUUUCCGAUGCAGUUAUCUUAAGUAGAGUAGUUGGCAAUUUAUCUGGGCCAUUGGCUUUCUUGCUGUCCAAGUUCUUAAGGAGAUUAAUUAUACCUUCUCUGUUAAAUAGUACUGAGUCCAUUGCUGGAAUGUCACUGCGGCCUUUAUUCGAAAUGAAGGAAAGAUCCUCUUUAGUGAAUAUCUGUUGAAAAUGGUUGCUUAAAACUUCAGCUUUACUUGUACUGUCAGACAUCACCUUACUAUUAACAUUUAAUCGAGGAAUGCCAAUUUGAUCUUGUUUUCUGGAUUUAGUAUAAGACCAGAAUUUCUUUGGCUUCUCCUUCAAGGCGCAAGCAAGAGUAUUUUCUAUAUAUUCGUCUUGUGCUGAUUUGAAUUUGGUUUUCAAUGCUUUUUGGAAUUUCCAAUAUUUCAACUUGUCAACAGCUUUCCCUGAUUUCUUGUACGUGUCACCUGAGGUGUUAUAAAGCCUCUUCUUUUUUCUCAAUAAUUUCUUGAGAUCCCUAGUAAUCCAAGGGGAGUCAUUCCAUGAGCCGAUCUUUUUGCUUGGGACUUUACUAUUGAGAAUUGACAACAAUCCUGACUUGAAGAACUGCCAGUUAUCCUCAGUAUUGAUGUUCUCUGGGUUUCACAAGAACUUUCUCUUCUGGCUGGAAUUUUCUGGCUCUAGUCUUGCGAUCAUAAUAGUGCUUUCCUUUAUUUUGAGCCUUCUGUAACUAACUGUGGGCUUAUUUAAGGGUUUUCUCCAGCUUCUCUCGCAGCUAAGAAACAUAUUGGUAGCUGUUCUUGACUUCCGGUUCCUCUACUUCUUUCGUCCAAAUCUCCUUAAGAAUGGUCAUCGGACGUCUAACGACUCUUCCAUACAACAGCUCAAACGGUGACAAACCAGUAGACUCUUGGCGAACCCCACGAUUAGCAAACAACAAAGGUUUGAUAAAGCGAUGCCACUGUCUUGGAUGUUCACUACAAAAACUAUUUAAUAUAAACUUCAUUCUUACGCUGAACUUCUCGGUUAAACCAUUACACAUAGGGUGGUAAGGCGUGGUUGUUAUCUGCUUGAUACUCAGAAAUAGUGUUACUUCCUUCAUGCAAUCAGAGACGAACUGUGUACCAAUGUCACUUAAAAUCUCUUCAGCAAUUCCUAAUCUACUAAAGAUAUUUACUAACGCCUCUGCAACGGUUUCAGUGUCAAUAGUCUUUAAAGGAACGGCUUCGGGAUAGCGAGUGGCAAAAUCAACAAGUGUCAGAAUGUACCUGUGCCCUUCUUCACUUGGUGGUCUGAUAGGUCCGACAAGGUCAAUGGCUACUCUUUUAAAUGAUGUAUCAAUCAAAGGCAUCUUCUGUAGUGGCACCUUCGGAACCGAUCCCUUGUUUACGGUCUUCUGACAGACAUCACAUGAUUUGCAAAAACGGGUUAAAUCACUUUGAAUACCUGGCCAAUAACAUGCACUCUCAAUCUUGUCAGUCGUCUUCUUAAUUCCUAAAUGACCUGCCAUUAUAGAUCCAUAAGCCACUUCCAUUAUUCGAGGUCGUAACUGCACAGGAACCAUCACUUGCUUCACAGGCUUACCAAUAUUCACAAAAGGGUGUUUGUAGAUGCAGUACAAUAUCCCACUCUUUACCUGAAAAGAAAUCUCAGCUUGACCCUUGUCUAGUACAUCACCUCGGUCCCAGUACUUCCGUAAACUCUCAUCUUCACUCUGCAUUUGUUUAAGUUUCUGUUUAUCGACAAUGGGACUCUCGUGGUAACUUGGUACUUUUAAAGGGCUAACUUCCCCGUCUUUCUUAGCUUGACCUCUCGUGGUUACAGCGCAUGCUUCUUGCCAAGUUGGGUCUGGUUCAUGUGCAGGUCUAGCUCCAGGAACGUUCCCUAUUAUCAGGUCGUAAAUGGCAUCUGUGAGACACUGCGCUUCCACUAGCCCCUUGAGAUAAGGUGUAACAGCCGUAACUCUUGCAAUGGGUACCUUCCUCGCUGUGUUGUCAAUGAGCAGCAUAACGUUAAAAUCACCGGUAACUCAUCCUCAGACGCAAGAUUCUUCUUAACUACUGUUCCACUACAACCAGUGUCUCUCAAGACAUCCACAGUCUUCUCCUCCACUCUUCCCUUUGCAACAGGCAUUUUCAACCGAUCGCCAGGCAAAGGUUCAAGGCAGGCAUUUCUUACUUUUGGGAUCUUCUUACCACUGGCUAAUAGCAGUUUAUCAUCCUUAAUACAGGCUCUAAUUUCUUCUUCUGUGGGUUUAACCUCAGGUGGCUGAACCAGACAACCGGCACUCACUUGCCCACGCUGCACAGGGCAACCAUCUUUAUUUUGUCCUCCUGACUUCUGUGUACCUGAGCGGCAGUUUCUAGCUUCAUGCCCUUGCUUGCCACACACGAAGCAUUUCUUAAGCUGAGAUGGGCAGUUAACAGCCUUGUGGCCACGGGCGUUACACUUGAAACACAGUACUGUCGCUGAAUCAUUCUGCUGAUCUUUGUUUCACCCUUCUGAGGUAGUACCACAGGCUUCCUACUAGCAGAACUGAACAAAUGUUUUCCGUGUGCCUCUAAGUACUGAUCUGCAAUCUUUUCUAUCUAAACAUACAUUUCCCCGACCCCUUCACGAAGAUGAAUUGCUAACUCUUUUGGAGAAGAGACAAUAAACUGUUCUUUCACAAUUAAAUCUUUCAGGCCUUCAAAAGAACGUUCAGUGUUCAACAGUUCCAACCAACGCACUAAGUAUGUAUCCAGUCUCACUAUAAACUGUUCAGGACUCUCGUCAACUUCCGGCUUUGAUGCUCUAAAUUUACGACGAUAGCCUUCCUCUGUAAGGUCAUAUCUCUUCAUCAAAGCUAACUUCACUCAGUCAUAAUCUUGGGCCGCUUCCUCAGAUAAUCGCGAAUAAGCCUCUAGAGCACGUCCAGACAAGAGAGCACUAAGUUUCGAAGCCCAUCCUGUCUUCUCCCAUUUAUCUGUAGCUGCGAAUCUCUCAAAUCGUUGUAGGUAAGCAUCCAAGUCUAGUCGUCCUUGCCAUCAACAAAUGAGGGAAGCUUGGGUGCCUUGGCCCUAUCCUCUCUCACUUCAGCGUGUUUGGCGACGCCUCGUCCUAGGCGAGUGAGCUCUACUUCAUGCUCUCUCUUGGCGGUUUCAAUAGCUUCUUUCUGUUUUAACAGUCCUGCUUCCAGCUCUAAUUUUCUCAGUUCACGUUCUUGUCGCCUAGCUUCUCCUUCUUCGCCCUCCCUUCUAAGCCCUUUCUCUUUCUCUUCUUCUUCCUUUCUUCUGUCUUCCUCAAGUAUUCGACGUCUCUCUUCCUUUCCAAUCCGAACUUUUCUGCAAUCUAUAUAAACUCUUCCGUUUUCACAGCCGUGGUUCACAGCAAACACGCAAUAUCUACUUCCUUGUAACAGUUCUUCUUACUUCUCAGUAGCCCCUUCUUCUUAAACUGUCCUUUCCUGGUUACUUUAGUCGGCAAACAAUUGAAUUCUUCUCCCGGACAGGCCCCCAAUGUUACGCGGGUAAUCUUUAGAAGACGGGUAGCCUGCAAACUAAACUGAAUGCGGGGUUGUCAGAAUAGCAACAAGAAGAUUUAUUCCAAAAAUGAACGUAGUUUCCACGAAGUAAAACUCUACAACAGCACGUAAUUCGAUAAACUUACACGGCCUCCUCCAACUUCAAUAAACACUGCCUCCGUCACACUUGACUAAACACGACUAACGCGAAACUCUCUACGCUAGUUAAAACUUCGCUCGGACUCGCCUACUUAUAUAGAUUCACAAUAAACUAACAUUUAUUUAUUAAUAAGUAAAUAAAGCAAAACAAUAUGAUUCUAGAACUUUCUAAAUAGUCUAAUUAUAGAAAUAUUACAAAAUACACCGCUUUAGAAACGCUUACACAAGAUCCUAAAAUAGACAAACUAUGAACUCUCUCGAAGCUUCUAGAAAGUCGCGCUAGUCACACAAUACAAUUUUUCGUAACAGUUACGUGACGUCACACUUCUCUCUACGGCAAGGGGUAUAAAGUAUGAUGUUAUUUAUGUUCAUUUUAACAUGGGCUUUGUUUAACGCAAAAUGUAUAGGACAAAAUACGGAAUAUGUAUCGCAGUAUUGGAUAUCCAAUACCAGAUUAUGAAGAGAAUGAAUCGGAGGGGCGUGGCUCAGAUGAACCAAUAGAUGUUGAUACCAUAGACACCGAGGAGAACAGCGUUCCACAGACAACGAAAAGAGUCAAAGCAAGGUAUUUGUUUUAAAAAUCAAAAGGGGUCACCGGUAACUUUGAAAUUGGUUAGGAAUUUGGCAAACAUCAACUUUUACUGAUGUCCUUUCAUGCCAUUGUUUUCAUUUUAAGAACAAAGCAUUAGAAAGAAAAAACAAUUAUCUACUACUGCCUUUUUUGAAGAUAAGGGAUGUUAAAUCAGCAUGCAAUUGAGAGGGUGGGAAUUUUUCUUGAUGAACAAAAACACAAACACAAAAGAAAGAACUGCCUGCAACUAUUAAUGCGCCUUCUAUGCUCCCUCGUAAAAUAAGCAGAACUGUUUACAUAACCUCCUGAAGAAGGGGAAACAGGGGAGGGGAGAGUAAAGGUAGGCCAUAAGCAAUUGUUUUUUUUUUUUGUAACCAGGCUUAGAAAUAGCCUGCGUUGCAGCCGACCCACGCACUCGUCUAAACCAUUAAUCAGAAGGUUUACAGCGUCAGCGGCGCAGGCAAGCUUAGAAACGGAUUUGAGGAUUUAACUUGGUUCUUUAGGUCUGAUUCCAAACAUACAUCUGCUAGUCGCAAGAUCCUGGCUCAAGUGCAGGAGGCAUCAAAACGGAUGGCUGCUGAACUAGAUGCCAAGUAUCCCAACAGUAAGGUAAUGUUAUGGUGAAGGAUCCAUCCACGGCUUUUUCAACUUGUGACUGGGACCAGUUUGCGUAAAUCCUUCAACACGACUACAAACAGGGUUUCGACAAAGUCUUGAAUUCUUGAAAAAAGCUCGAAAUUUUCCCAGCAAUUUUCUAGACCUGGAAAAAGUCUUGAAAAUAGAGAUAAAGUCUGGAAAAAUAGUCAGAGUAAGAGUUUAUUUUUAAAGCUACAAAAAGUGCUUAAUAGGUGAUUUUUUUUCCCUGUGGUCAAAUGCUAUUCAUUCUUGCCCGCAACUAAGACAUCUCAUCACAGAAUGAGAAGUUUCAUAAUUCUCUUAUGUCCGCCUUGCACCGUGUUUACUGUACGUUUGCAGUGCAUCAUGAGAAAAGCUUGGUUCCUGCGUUUUUCAAGAUCUCUAUUGAUCACCUAUUUGUUAACCUUGAGUCUGGAAAAAUAAAGUAUUGUUUGGAAGAAGUCUGGAAAAAGUCUUGAAUUGUGAAUCCAAAAAUCUGUGGGAACCUUGAGGAAAGAACGCCCUAAAGUGAAUAACGUUUCCAAGUUCAGUUUGUUAGUGAGUUGUUGAAAACUAACGAAGAUGUAGCUUUGCAAACUCGCCCUCCCUCAUCAUACAAAGGUCUUGCAACUUUGUGUAGCAAUAUCUAGUGCAGAAUCCAGACCUCGAGAUAAGAGGGGGGCGGGGGGCGUUCAUCCAGACCCUUAGAUGGGGGGAGGGGGGUCGGGGGUAUCCAAAAAACAAAUUUUUUCGGUCCUUGGGACCUCAGUUUGGUCUAAAAGUAAGGGGGAAGGGGGGCGGGGCCCCCGGGCCCCUUCCCUGGAUCCGCCACUGAUAUCAUCUUUGCUCACGUUGGACUUUAAACCUUUAAACUUAGGAAGUUUCCUACUUUUAAGGUGCACUUUGCAGCUGUGUCAAUCGAUAAUCACUCACUGCUCUUUAUCCGUGCAAGGGUCUAUUAUUUUGACACUUUUUAGACGUGUUAAAAUUAGGCCUUUUCCGAGUUACAAAAACCUUCACUUUCAACGGGCAAAACCUUUCUUGUGAAAAUGAAAUUUAUAGUGCAUAAGAAUAAGACAAAUCAUUUUGAUAUCAAUAGCUUCGCACUUAGCCUCGCUUUGAAACGGAGGCUUGGGACAAAUCGGAAGUGGAGGAUUUACUCGUAAAAUAACCAUAUAUGGCACCUCUAUGCUCUUCCUUACUUACUUACGAUUUCGUUGUCUGCAAGUGAUUAAAAACACACACACACACCCCAACAAAAGAAAGGCUAGUACAAAGGAAAAUAUGCAGAAGCUAAUUGUUGCUAAUUGUAUACUCAAUGUAUUUUCCUCAUCCUUAACGCUAGUGCGUAGCCAGUACUUAAACCAUACAUACAUGUAAAUAUUUUUCAGCACUUGCCACGUGGCCCACUCCUGAGAUUAUCUUUUUCUGUACCCUCUUUUAUUUUCGAGUGAAUCAUUCAAUUUAACAGUUUUAACAUUUAGCAUCAUCAUUCAAAUUCUCAUUUGUUUUCCCUAUACACUUUUAAUAGAAGUAGUGGGGAGAAUUUGUUGAAGUAUCAAUUAGAUUCAUCUAGUGUGAUGAUGUCCUUAAUUCUCAUGACCACUCUGUUUAAUAAAGCAGUGACAUUACAAGGAGAAAUUUGACGCUCAUCACUCUUAGGGCUGAAAGGGUCAAUGUUCAUCAACCGAAUAAUGAUGAAGUAAUGACCUUGUUAACUGCUACUAUCCGUGCCAAAGAGAAACACGAAAUAUUUUGUUUUAAAUAAAGUUGUCCUCAUUUUUACUUGCUAGGUUGGUUUCCUAAGGCGAGAUAAAGAUGGAACUACAACUUUAGCAGUUGUGAACCCUGUGGAUUCUGAAGGUACCAACAACCUCCACCGCCCCCCCCCCCCCCCCCCCCCCCCCCCCCGGGCAACAAACACCUGUCAUGUGUAACAUGCGACACAACUUUCCACAUUCCUCCUCAUACAUCUUCGAAUAGUUAUUUCAAGCAGAUUACCAUUUGAUUAGUCAAAUGAUCAUGAGGUCUUAGUUUUUGCUAUGGUUGCACCGCACAGUGACUGAGGUUUACGUUUUAUUUAUGUCCCAUUCACAUCAACAGAAAAUGUCUAAAUGAUUGAACUAGUUACAACAAAAUAUAGAAAAUUAAAAGGAAAAAAAGACGGGGGUGGGGAACAUACACACGAUCCAAGUAACCCUUGUAUUUGUAUUCACGAUUCUGCUGAUUUUUAAGUCAACAAAAAUUCUGUAGCCAGGUUCGUCUUCUGAAAAAAGAAAUUGAACAUAAUUAUUGUUCGAACUAAACAGUCUUUAGCAUAAAAAUUGUAAAAGAAAACCCAACAUUUACUGAAUAAUGGACAGGUCUAGAGUAUGGACUUUUAAGCCUUUUGAUAACUCCAGUUUAUGUUUAUUUGUAUAGGUAAUAGCAUGAUUUGUAGUGAUAUUUGGCAUAGAUAUCACGAGUGGUGUUUAUGCCAAAUAUCACGUACAAAUCAUGCUAUUAAUUGUUUAUAUUAGUACCCUCAAAAGGUUUGUAAUUUUCACAUGUAGGUAUUUCAAAUUAAGCUGAAAUACCACUGCUCUAAGUCAAUCAAAUUGCAGAAAUUUCUCAUGUAGUAGGAGACAGUUUGAAAUACUCGGCUGUUUAAAACUUAGAAGCCUGUGAGCAAGCUCUCCAUUUGAGAGAAUCGCGAGAAGUAACGCUUAAUCGGCACGUGCAAGAAGUUGCUGCUGUCUGGCGCGGGCUCUCGCAAGAGAGUUUGCUCGCAGGUUAAUAUAUAGUGCAGUUGUACUUAUGCACGUUUAAGCGAUUAUAGACACCACUAAUUUCAUAAUGUACUAAUUAUUAUUUCGCAGCACCAGAAUACCUUCCAGUGAAUUUAGGAGCAACACUUGGUAAAGUCACGUCUGGUUCACACACAACUGCAGGGUUUAAGGAGGAUAAAAAGAACAAGGCUACACCGGGUAUAACUGCUUUCUGUACUCUCUUAUUUCGUCUUUUUAUUAUUCUUUUUAUUGCAUUUUUUGGGCAAACUCUCUUUUAUGGGAUACUUUUCGACGGCGUCAAAACAUCAGCAAACGGUUUUUUUCGAAGCCUGACAAACAACCUGACAAUAAAUUUAUCGGGCGUUUUUAUUGGGAAAAGUGUCAAACUCAGAGAGAGCUGGUCAUUUGUGCAAGGAAAGGAGUUGAGUAUAGGAUUUAAAACAGAAGUACAGUGAUUAGCUCUUAAGGGUGUACUUGAUACGGAUGAAGAUUAGAACUCAAAUGAUGUGGGCUCAAGCCCUACAUACUCCACUUUCGUCUGUUUUGUUCCUUCUUUUAUUAACGUCUUCAAGCCUUUUUUUUUCCUGAUCUCGCUGGUAUCCAUUCUAGUCACAUCCGUAGCUAGAGAGGAAAGGGAAAAUGAGAGGGUCUCGGGACGAGGUUGGCCUAUGCCCAAUCGGUGCCAAUAAAAUGAACCAAUCAGAUAUCGCCGCGCGUGCACGUAUAGCAGCUGCCGAGCGCGGGAAAAUUGCGUGUAAGUAAGUCGCUGUUGCUCACUUCUGAUUGGCUAAGACUGUUGUGCGGGUUUCUUAGAGCCAAUCGCAAAGGGUUGCAGUGCAAAAUCAAAGUACUCACGAAAGUACUUUAUAUCGUAGUGUCGUAUCUUAUGUAUGGCCCGUAUGGCUCGUUUGCUCCUACAUACGACUCAUCCAGAGCCACUAUAACCAAAGAGGAGUCUGACUUGCUGUACAGUACCUAUGGAGAUGAUACUGGCAUUCAUUAUGCAAAGAGGUGAGUCGUUACCUUCAAUCAAAGCAGUUGAAUCAACAGUGAUGAAUAUUUUGUAUAAAGUUUCAAGCGCCGCCAUGGGAUAGUGCUGAUGUGAAAUAUGUGUUAUUGACUAAGCCUGUGGUCAAGAUGACUGGAUAUUGGCCAAAUUGUUUUUUUGUUUGUUUGCGUUUUUUAUAUUGACCGAGAAGAACUCGAGGUUAUAAAAACGCAAUAAAGAUUUAGCUCAAUGUUGGUAAAUAAACGAUUCAUUAUAUGGCAAAAAGAUUUAUACUUUUUCUUACGGGACCAAUACGGGAAAUCCCGAUCAUCUCGCUCUCUCGGGUAGCCAAUCAGAAGAGAUGAUUCGCUUCAUCUUGCCCGCUCGUGGAUUUAGCCAAAAAUAGCUUUUGUUUAAUGUCUGCAUUGUACGAUCUCGAUUUAUCCACGGGGGUAUAGAAUCACAUCUCAGUACAGUGAGUAUAACAAACAGCCACGUCACUUUAAUGUGAUCAAUACGCUGUACGGUCUUAUCCAUAUGCUGAAUUGUUGUAAGCACUUUCAUAGUAACUCAAGAACGUCUCGCUCAACAUUAAUUGAAUUUUUUUUUUUUGCCGUUGGAUUUUAUUUACUGACUCAAUAGCUCUAGCCACCUGACCUCAGUUAUUAAAAAGUUGGAAGCCUUAUCCACUGGAUCAAUCACCAUCCAGUGGAUAAGUCAGUGCUAGGGAAACCAAUGUUGGUAAAACAGGUCUAGUUUAGUGUAAGUGUGAGUAAGAGACGUCAUAGAUAAUGUAGUUAUUGACAUAUUAAAUAGCGAGAAUAUCGAUCAAAGGUCAAAACGUUCUUGCUCCAAUACUGUGUUUUGCGUAAGUUUCACGUGAUAGGAGGUCAAAACGCGCAUGAUCAGCGUGGAGUUCCUUGCAUUCCAAUCAUGUUUAAUGGAAGUCUGAAUGAAUGCUGGCUGGCUACAUACAGUGUAGGUGCUACGCAUGCGUAAUAGCGACCUGAAGAUUAGGAUUGCGGGCUCCUCUUGUCGCCUGCAAUAAUAAGGACACUUCUGUAAUGCGAACAUUUUGGUCUUUCCCUUUAGUGCCCAUAUUAUGGAUGCUUGAAACCAUCUUGUUGUCUUACUUAUUUGAUUUAAUUUAUGUUUCCCAACUACACAGUCUACAGGCUUUUGUAAAGGACGCUUCCUCGUUUUCACAUGAAGCAGUAGAUAGACUGCUGGAUGUCCUGACUGAAGGCGCACAUUCUAAAUAUGUACAUGCGUUGGCUGAGGUGAGAAUUGAUCUUACCACUACGGCUUUAAUAGUUAGAUUACCUGUUUUAAUGAAUGGUUUAUAAUAAAAAUAUGUUUAAGGAUGAAUAAAAACUGGCCCUGGUUUUGUUCAAACCUUGGAUAGUUGGCUAUCCAAAGGACACAUGUAAAUCACUUUCUCUUUCGCUCUCGCUAGUUAUCUCAUUUCUGUGGAAAAGGUAGAUGACCUGAAUGAAAUGAGCGAAAGUUCGGUUAAUAGUUAUAUUUCUUAAUUUGUAUUUUGUUUAUAAUGGGUUAGAACGUCGUCUAACCCAGGUUCAUGGGUUAGAAUCACUUCUGACGAAAAGUAUUAUUCACAGCAGUCCGUCUGAUUGAAAAUAAACUGCUUUUUUGUAUUUACAUUUUUUCUGCAGAAAGAAAAAGCAGAAGAAGAAAAACAAGCUAAGGAGAGGGAAAAAUCCGAACAAAACACUGAAGUUCCAUCUGCCAAGGGAGAAGUAAAUACAAGUUCUGCUUCAAUUUUAUCUUUGUUUUAAAGUUUAUUUUCUGUUGGUCUUAAACCACAGCAUGUCAAAAUAUGACUGAAAUAUCAAAUUCUGUUCGUCGUUUUUUAUUACUAACGGUUUUCAGUUCAAUUUACUCCAAGGCAUUCUACAUAAACUAUGCCUUCUCUAGCUUUGUCACGAAAUAUCAUAAUUCAACUGAUGUGUAUGUCUGAGUGUACAUGCGUAGGCGAAUCUUUGCUGACGUCAAAGUUUACAUUUUUGGCGUUAGCAUACGAGUCAACCCAUAGAAGAAGAUAAAGAAGACGUCGCCGUAUGCGCAAAUUAAAUUCAAAAGUUGAAAGAGUUGGUUAAUUUGAGCAGUUUGUGCAUUAUUCAGCUCUUUGCAAACAAUGACAAAAAAGUAGCAGCCACAGAAAACUGCCAAAAACGAUGGUGAGCCCAUACACUCUUUGUAAAGUUUCUGGUUUUUCAAAGAGAAUUCCUCCGAAACUUUGCUGUAUAUUUUGCUCAAAUGUACACAGACAACUAAAAUUGUUAUGCUCUUUGGAUAUUCAGAGAGUUUAUUUUAAUAGCUUGACCAGAGAACGAAAGGCAUUUGCUAAUGAAGCAAAAAAAUAGAAACAAAGAUUCGCCUAGGAGGAAGGGAGUUAGCAGAGGAGGGAACAGACGUGAGAGUUGCUUAGAUAAACUCUAGUUUUUCAGUGUUCACAGUCCUUUUUUGUUAUAAUCUGGUCGACAGAAUUGAUGCUCUAAAAAAAUUUCAUUUCUGUGUCUCUAUUUUUCUUUUUAUUAUAACCAUGUACCGACAUCCACAGUUCGGUUAAGCAAAAAUUUGGCGGUUAAACUAUUUGUGUCUCUCUCUCUUCUUGACCAGUUCGCCACUUUAAAAACGAGAGGAAAGCUGGAUCGAAUUACUUUGCAAAGUCUUCUGGGACUGUUACUAGGGAUAGGAGAAAAAUUGGCCAAUAGCUGACAGUAAUGAUCCCAUUAACCAUUGCGGAAGUGGCGGAUGAGUAAUUUAAGCUAUCAUCUAAUUGCGAUGAAUAAAUAAUCCUUUUCUGCUAGUAGCUCAGAGAGCAAGGUAAAACCAAGCUUCCGUCAGAGCAAUUGUUUGACUUGAAGUAACCACCUGUUUUGUUUUCUAACUUCUCACGUAUCUUUACCAAUCCAUGUUUUGGUUUUCUUUUAUUUUGCUUAUAGCCUAGUCAAGUUGGGAGCAAAACAGCCACUGUCUCCAACACAGAUAAUACAUCCAAGGUAGGAUCUCCGUCACUGUUCUGGUUUAGAUCCGGCAACGAACUAGCUUUUUGUCCAACCUCAUUGAAGAAGAUCUUACUACGUACGAGUCAGGUUUUUCGAUAUAGCUAGCCUGAGAAAACUGCCGACAUUUCGGAACGCUACCGGUGGUUUCCCGCGAAAUGACGUCUCAGAAACGAGUGCAGAAAAUUCCAUACUGAUGACGCGCACUACCCAGAUCUGUGUAAGGACACGUCAUCAGUAUGGAAUGUUUGCGCCCGUUUCUCAGACGUCCUUUCGCGGGGAAACCACCAGUAGCGUUUUUGAUAUGUCAUGAUAUUGUUCUUUCAAGCAGCGUUUAGUUGCUUGGAUUGAAUCCUGACGUCCGAGCUUACUGUUAAAAUGUUAAUAUAUAAUGUAAAGAGGGCGCGUCUUGUUGUCCUCUAAUCCACGACAUAACAUGAGAUGACAUUACACUACAGUUGCACAAACGAUGCCAGAAACCGCAGUGGGUACGGAUUUUACUUGGGUAAACCUUGCGUACUAUUCUUUGGAACGACUUAGCCGUACACGCAAAAGAUGGAGUAUUUGAUCUGAUAAAGAGGCCGAAAAGGCCACAGACGUCCCAAGCUCGCGUUACGAGUGUGUUAUGUAUAUCUCACAAGAGUGUCGGUGUCACGUUACAAGCGACCGUUGAGACUUUGUAUGACAAAUAAAAUACUGAGGUCUGUAAACGUCAAGUAUCAUUAUUUUUUUACCUUUUUUCUAUAAAAUAAGUAAAGGAGACUUACCUUUGAUGUAUUUCUGUGUUUUUUAGUGUGAAUUAAUCGAUUUAGUAGGGGUUUAUUUUGGCUGUUAUUGUGUGACCCGUGUCACUCUCUGCAUUUGUAUUAUGAAGAGAGUGAUAGGGGUCAAAAAAUAACAACCAAAACACCCAGUCUAUAUCAAUGAAUUCACAGCAAAAAAAACACAGGAAUACAUCAAAGGUAAGUCUCCUUUAUUUGUUGUACAGAAAAGAGUAUAAUAUCAUAGGUGACGAAUUACUCCUUAUUUUUGGCGCGAAAUUUCAGCGUUAAUUUGUAAUUUCACUUCUGAAAUUACAAAAUUGCCAUGGCAACCUUCCGUACGUCUCAGUGUCAAGAUGGCGAUGAAGUUUUGAAAUGUCAUGAAUGAAGAUGUCAGGGCACAAAAAGACCCUUUAGAAAACCUGAACAAACAAGAGAACAUCAAGAAGGAUUCUAACAGGAGUUUUGUCGAAAAACUCUGAACUUAAGCCAAAUUUAAGCUCUAAACGUUCGAGACAGUGCAGGAGUUCUCGAUCGAUACGAUCCAGGAUAAGCAUGUCAAAAAUCCGAGAUUGCUAACGUAAUUCGUCACCCAUGAUAUUAAUAGGUAAUCAAAUGGUAUACUCGGGAAAUUAGGGAAUAAUUUCACUCGUCACCAUUUGAUUACACAUACAAAAUAAUUUGUUCAUUUCCCAUACAAAGUCUCAACGGUUGCUUGUAACGCGACACCGACUCUCUUGUGAGAAAGUAAAUUCGUAACGUGCGCUUGGGACGCCUGUGAAGAGGCAUACAUCUUUGUGAAUGAGAGUUUUUUAAUCGACAACACUUUUAUAUUGAGCCUGAGAAAACAGCCGACAUUUGGCGACGCUACUAAUGGUCUCCCCGCCAAAUGACGUCUGAGAAACGAGAGCAGGAAUUCCAUACUGAUGACGCGUCACUACCCAGAUCUGGGUAGUGCUUCUGAUUGGUCGUGCCGCGUGUGAAAUAUGAUUCAACCGAUAAGAAGCACUACCCAGAUCUGGGUAGUGACGCGUCAUCAGUGUGGAAUUUCUGCGCUCGUUUCUAAGACGUCAUUUGGCGGGGAAACCACUGGUAGCGUCGCCAAAUGUGGGCUGUUUUCUCAGGCUAUUUCAUAUUCACCUUUUUGUAUCCUGUGUACAGCCGCCCCCUCCCCUAAAACAAAAUCGCAGUGGAGAGGUGGCUGUACAGGCCUACCAUUUUGUUAAGCUAUAUUUCUCCCUGUAGGUUUCGUCGACAGCUUCAGCAACUGCGAACUCUUCAACUGGUAUGAUUUUUCAUUUAAAGGCAGAUUAAGUGACUUUUUGAACUUCAAUUUUCUGAAAGGCGCUAUUGAACAUGGUAGUUAUCGAUGAAGCUUCUGCAUUUUAAAGCAAAAUUAAAUUAUGUCUUUUGCCUUUGAUUUCCACAGACGUAACGAAAAUAGAUUUCCAAUCCCUGAUGUCUCUAGCUGACGAAGGAAUUGAUGUUUCGUUUCUAAAAGCAGGUAAGUACCACGACUUAGGUAUACGAGGAUUUUUUUUUCCUUUCUUUCUAAGUAGAAAGUCCAGCAAGUAAAGGUUCGGUUUGGUGGUAGUUGAUCAAGCCUGGAUUGGCAAAAUAGAAAAAAAGCUGAUAAUGUAUAAAGGUUGACAAUAAGGCCAUAGAAUCAACAUUUUUCCAAAGGAAACUGACAAUAACAAAUGUGCAAAUAAACUAGGCUCAGUCUGUUACUGCUUACUUUGAGAAAAUAGUCGAGAAUAUCGCAAAAAAAUUAUCAUUAUUAUUCUGUCAUUUACCCCCGGCAGUAUUUAUAUCACUAAUGCUACAGUGGGGCCGAGUAAAUGCCUGAAAAAAAAACAAUUCAAAUUGACCUUAAGAGGGUUAAGAAUCCCAACUGGCCAGAGGCAAACCAGCUGUCUAUUUACAAGCAUGGCCGAGGAUUUUUAACUCAGGACUACCGACGGUUAGCUAGCGGUUUUAGCGGAACUAAACAACUCGGGGCCUCUGAUUUGCAAGUCCAGCGCUGUAACCACUCGGCCACACCGCAGGGUUGUUAAAAGUAGCCGGCUGCCGGCGAAAAUCGCCGCCUACUUGGUUAGUAUCGGCCGGCUACAUACCACGCUGCGAAAUUGACUUGUUCUGUCACCUUAGCCUUUGCAUCAACCAGGGUGGUCACGCCGGGCUGUUUAAGGGCUUGUUUACACGGAGAUGGGGAAUCCCAGAUAGGUGAGGUAACAUGUGGUGGGUCACCCCACCUAUUAUGUAAACGUGAUCAAAUUUAAAUGAGAGAUAUCCCACCUAAGCGGGUUACCUCACUUAGCUAGAGUCCCCAUGUAAACAGGCCCUAAGAGAAGGGAUUUGUUCAAGGGGCUCUUACAGCUGGCACCUCAAUGCUAUAGGAUCAAAUGCACAUUUUCACUUGCUUUUUUUCGAUUUGUUACCGAAAAUUAACUUAAGUUCUGUUUGGUUUUGUUUUCAGAACACCCUUCAAGCGAAGAUUCAUUGAGGUGAGAUAACGCUCCUAACUAAGAACUAUGUUAAAUGCUUCUUUUCAUCUUUUGUCCUUGUCUGUUUUUUCCUAGUUAUUUCGGCGUGUUUGUUUUGUUGCCCUUGUAUUCGUUUUCAUUUAAUAAGUUCUUUCUCUGCUGUCACUAUAGCGUUUAUCGCCUCUCUGAUAAUUCAAGAUGGACCUCUAACGGCGAAUGUCGUAACAGUGUUUCAUUGUUGUUCAGCUUCUUUAAGUCAAAGGACAUUGUUCAUUUUAUGUUUAUCUGCAAAGCUGCUUUUUCCUUACUUGCAACUUACGUUUAUUUUGUAUUCUUUUCUUAAAUCAGUUCGUUGCUAUCACAUGAUGUACACGAAAAGUUACGAACCACCGGUAAACUUUUGGAAGAUCUUCAAGAAGUACAGAGCAUGCGCAUGAGCCACAGACCUGAAGGUCCAGGGGGACCAACUCCUGAGGCGGCAAUUCGACCCUCCACACAGGAAAAGAGUAUUGGUAAGUAUUGGCAUUGCAAUGUUGGAACAAUGUUGCAACGCUGUGUUGUGCUAAAAAUCGUCUUUGCGAAUCGUCUUGUGUAACAUCACCUUUAAGCUCCCUGUCAUUUGGAGUCGUGCGCGAGGGGCACUCGGAAUGAGACGAGAGAGCGAAGGGUGGGGUUAGACAGCCCUUCGCGAUUUUGCCUCUUGCUUGUACGUUUUCUCGCGGCCGGCUUCGCUCUGAAUAGGCUCCAUUACCAUGAUCGCCGCUCGAAAUGGCAAGCUUACCCGCAAGUUACUGGAAUAACUGUCUCAAGCGUGCAGCUGUCCUCUUGAGUCACUUUUAAUUAUUGACGUUUAUUUUUUUACGCAGCGGAUCGUGUGACGGAGAAUCUGAAAGAUCUUACCUCACAGGUAUGAAGUGGCAUUUCUGUCUACAGUCUAUGUAAAUUUUGAGCCCUUUAAGGAUAAGACUCUAGAUAAGGCUGUGUCAUAGUUAGAAAUAACGAAGUAAUCUUAGUAAUCGUUUUUUUAUACUUCACUCUUGGAACUCAAAGGGCGUGUUCGAUUGACCGUAUUGCGGAAUAAAAAGAUCUGAAAGAUCUUACCUCACAGGUAUGGAGUGGCAUUUCUUUUUACGGUCCCUGUAAAUUUUGAGCCCUUCAGGAUAAGACUCUAGAUGAGUCUGUUAUAGUUAGCUCCUUGUUUUGUGAUGUUUAGUCAAAGCUGAGAUGAAGUUAUAACGUAGCCUGUUCCAGGCGUUCAAACAGUAGAGCGCGGCGGUAAGUGGGGGAGCGAGUUAAGUUGUACACCGGGAAAACAGGGGGGGGAGAGCGUUUUCUCCCCCUUUCCCCCUCUAGUCUCCCCUCGUUUUUUUUUUCUUCGUGAAUUUUUCUCCCACGCUCUACCAUCUGAACGCCUGGAACAGGCUAGUUAUAACGAAGUAGUCUCAAUCAUCUUUUUUUUUUUACAAUGGCGUGUCGAUGGACCAUAUAACGGAAUGAAAAUCUAGAAAAAAUCACUGGCUUUUACUGGCACUUGAUUGGCUUUCAUUGUAUUGCAAUAUUUACAAACCUGCUCGAAAUAAAAUAUUUAUCUGUAUAAAUAGUUUAAAUGGCCCAACAUCACGGUAGAAGAGAUUUGUAACAAAACUUUCUCGUACUGUUAUUUCGGAAUACGAUCAAUCGAAUGCAUGAAUUAAUUUUAUCAAAGGGAAAACAGUCGAGAGCAUGGUCGGUGUUUGAUCAUUUUUCGAUAACAUUAUAGAGUUCAAAUUGAAAACGUUGGCUCAUUUUUUUCACUUUGCAAUCUGUUUUCAUUCUGGCCGUCAAAAGUUAGUUAUAGUUGGGAUAUAGUUGUAGAGUAAUUAUAAAAUAAAGCUAAACUAUUAUCUCAGGGUUUUCUUUGUUUGCAAUAUGUUAGAGUUUUAAAGUAAUAUCAAAUAUUUUGUCACAACUCCUUUACGUAAGAAUAGAUUUAUACUUUUUAUAUAUAUCUGGGCCCAUUUAACAAAUGCCACAUGUAGCUUUUUUUUCCCCUUGGCUUCUCUUCAUCUUCACCUCACAUUGGUUUUGUAGUUAUAGAGGAAAUGUUUUCGCUGAUCUUAACCGCAGACUCGUCCAAAACAAGUAGUGUCAGAGGUCAGUUUACGCGCAGCGCUCGGCGUGGGACGUGUACCAGAUCUGGGUCUAAGCCAACACCACAAACUUGAAGAAAAGACAGCUGAAAAGAGCAGGCCAGACGAACCAGGUAAAUACUGCUAGUCAGUCUCUUUGUGUAUUUACCAUGUCAUGAGAAGACAAGUCAAGAGAUUAGCUUCCACGGUUGUUGAGUUGAUAUAGAUCAAUUUAGCCUGUAAGGAAGCUCGCGAGAGUUUAAGGAUCUCGCGCGAGGAGUGGGCUAUCGCGGCACAUUCCCGCAUAAUUUUCAUCUCUUGCGAUAUCCAAAUGGAGGGCUUGCUCUCAUACUCGAUGUAACUGCUAUAGAUGACUUGUGGCGUGUUCGCCACUUUAGGAAUGAGAACUGGAGCUGAAAUGGGCCUUGCAAUUGAUUGUGGGAUCGUUACUGGUUACGAAGCAGUCAGCUAUAGAGUUCUAAAGUGAUGACGUCAUAAAAACUAAUAUUCUCCUGUCAUCUUGGUCGCUGAACCUAACAGAGAGUUGGAGCGAGUCAAAAAAUGUACCUCUGACUUUCCGUUUAGAAAAAACAGGCCUGCUCUGCAAUCUAAGACAAUCCAUGCAAUUUGUUUCAUAAAUGUCCCGGUCCUUUGCGGUUUCUUCCAUUCUAGUAUUUUCUUUCUCUCUCAGUUAUGGUUUGGUUUUGUUUAAAUUUUGUACCGUAUGGCCGCCUCAUUAAUAGUCGUUACCCUGCUGGCCAGAAGGAAGUAUUGACUUGAAUAGCUUCUAGCCUAGAAAUUUAUUUCUUGAAUCAUUGCCAUCAAUUUUUAUUGUUGUCAAUAAAAUACCUUCGGGGCUCGUGUGAGAGUCAUGGGUUCUUGAAAAAGUCUUAAAAAUUUGCCCAGCAAUUUUCCAGAACUGGAAAAAGUCUGGAAAAUAGAGGUAACGUCAGGAAAAAUGGUAAUUUUUAUUAGAGGUAUUUUAUUAAAUCAGAGGUUUCUUUUUUUUUUCAAAGCUCCAACAAGUGCCUUACAAGUUAUUUUUUAUCGUUUUGGUCAAAUCUUAUUCAAUCUCGCGCGUAUAUUGCAGUGCAUCGUGAAAAAAGCUUUGUUCCUGUGUUUUUUGAGGUCUGUAUUGAUCGCCUAUUUGAUAACCUGGGGUCUAGAAAAAAAUAUAUAUUUAAUAUUAUUUUUAUUAUUAUUCUUAUAUAGUUUUUAUUUUCGGUACGAACCCCGUGCCUUGUUGGACAGUCGUGCAGCCUCUAUAGAGCUGAAGGAAUACGUCUUGAAAUCAUAAUGUCUAUAGAAAAAAUCGAUUUAACUGUUUUUACAUAGGGGCUCAGUCUUGUUUUCAUGUUUUGUCUCUCAUUCAUUGCAAACGCUACAGGUUAUAAUAUUAUCGCCUUAUUUGGUUAGAAUUUUUGAGAACAUCAGUCGUUUGCCUUUUGUAUUAUUUUAUGCAUACUUAUGAAAUCAAUCCCUCAUUUCUCAUAUGUAAAACUGGAAAAAAAAAGUGCGAUUAUUUCACUUAAUUUUCCCUUUUAGAUUCAAGCGAGGCCGACGGAAUGGAAACCUCUGACUCGAUACUUCCGACAUAAUCAGAAAUGCCAUGUUAACAAAGGAACUCUCUUUCAGAGAUAUAUUUCUUUUUCUUGUAUAAGCUGUAACACGUUAUUUAUUAACCAAAGAAAAGAUAUGCGAAAAACUAAGCAGUCAUUGACUGUAUUUUUAUGUGGUGUGUAAUAAAAUUCUGUUUUAACGCCG
Molecule: messenger RNA, 26424 nt
Organism: Porites lobata
Lineage: Eukaryota; Metazoa; Cnidaria; Anthozoa; Scleractinia; Poritidae
Source: the annotation of a GenBank genome assembly